Brienomyrus brachyistius is the source of this 4829-nucleotide messenger RNA. It is a transcript of the gene castor2, whose product is annotated as cytosolic arginine sensor for mTORC1 subunit 2. The transcript has 9 exons. Gene Ontology annotation, cellular component: cytosol. Gene Ontology annotation, biological process: cellular response to L-arginine; negative regulation of TORC1 signaling. NCBI's taxonomy places the organism in Eukaryota, Metazoa, Chordata, Actinopteri, Osteoglossiformes, Mormyridae. The record is from RefSeq and is a predicted model, not a curated record. Bases 304 to 1293 code for a protein of 329 amino acids.
AGUUGUUUGUUUCACUGAUACCAGCUGCUGGACUAUUCCAAUCCCUGUCGGAGAGAAAACACGGGGACCACCAGUCUUUCUCUUCUCACCCUCCCCAUUUACCUCAUUGUGGUUUCUUUUAUUUCACUCUGCUCUUCUGUCUUCUACUCGUCUCAUCCGAUAACUUUCCUUUUCCCCUCUCUUCAACCUGCUGCCUGCUUCGUUUAAAGGUUUUAAAGCUCCUUUUCUAUUUAUUUAUUUAUUAUUUUAAAGGAAGGAUAAAUAUGUAUUUUUAGAUAAUCUGCAAAUGAGAAGACGUAAAAGAUGGAGUUGCAUAUUUUAGAACACAGCCUGAAAGUAGCAAGUAUAGCAAAGGAAGGUAUUCAGAUUUGCACUCACGGAUUAAUUAAACUCGCCUUCUUGCCUAGUAAAACAAGAUGUAAGUUCUUCAGUCUGACGGAAACUCCGGAGGAUUACACCAUUAUUGUUGACGAAGAAGGCUUCAAAGAACUGCCCGAGUCGGAGCACCUCAGCGUUGCGGAGGCCACGUGGCUGGCGCUCAACGUGGUUUCGGGGGGUGGAAGUUCCUCCAGCUCUCAGCCAAUCGGGGUCACCAAAAUUGCCAAGUCAGUGAUAGCCCCUCUGGCGGACCACAACAUAUCGGUGUUCAUGUUAUCCACCUACCAGACUGACUUCAUACUGGUGAGAGAGAGAGACCUGCCGAUGGUCAUGCACACCCUGUCCUCUGAGUUCACCCUUCUGCGCGUGGUCAAUGGCGAGACUGUUGCCGUCAACAGCCUGGGGGUCACCAAUGGCUUUGUAAAGCCGAAAUUGGUCCAGCGCCCAAUCAUCCACCCCCUGUCCAGCCCCAGCAACAUGUUCUGUGUGACCAGCCUGAACCCCGAUACCCUACCGUCCGUGGCCACUCUGCUAAUGGAUGUCAUGUUCUAUUCCAGUGGAGUUAAGGAGCCUGCAGGAGCCAGUGAUGAUUCUGGGCACAUUCGUUUCUUCUCCUUCUCCCUGAUUGAAGGCUACAUCUCUCUGGUCAUGGAUGAGCAGAUGACCCGAAGGUUUCCCAACAAUGUCCUCUUCACCAGUGCCUCAGGAGAGCUGUGGAAGAUGGUUCGCAUCGGAGGGCAACCACUUGGAUUUGAUGAGUGUGGCAUUGUGGCUCAAAUAUCUGAACCUCUGGCUACUGCUGACAUUCCAGCCUACUACAUCAGUACCUUUAAAUUCGACCACGCUUUGGUCCCCGAAGAGAAUAUCCAGAGUGUGAUUGGAGCUUUGCGGACCAAUGAGAGCACAGGACAGUGAAGGGCGGAGCCGUGGGACUGGUGUCUCUCGUCCUCGCUGACAUGUCAAGUUACCGUCAGAUAACGUCAAACUCAAAAGUGCCAAGAUCUUACCUGUGGACUGCUGGGGGGGGGAGGGGAGGGGAGACUCAGUCUGCAAUGAGCCCAAAUAUUCUGUGUUCUGUUCUCAGAGACUGUGCCAACACCCCCAUCCCAUAGGUUUAGUUCUGUGAUCAUAGAGCAUUUCCUGUCGUCUUUUGUGACCAUGCCAGCGGGAUCUGCUAAAUCCCAAGCCCGAAAUUUUAUACCAGCUCCUGAAACAUUUUGUUGGCUAUCCUCUUGCUGCCCCCCCAACCACCUCUAUUUGGCCCCAACUGCUGGGUUGCUUUAAUUUGGCAAUCUGAGCUGUUCAUGCAUCAAAAACCUUGUUAUAUCUUCUCUUGCAUUAUCUUAAGGAAAACGACUCUGCACAAAAAGAAUCUCUGGCAUGGUUUAUGUGUUUAGUGUUGUUUUCUUUUUGAAUCUCCCCUCGUAUACAGUGCCAUGAUGCUUUGAGCCUAAACCGAUGCCUUGCCUAAAGCUGUUUUAAGGUGCAACUACAGGAGAGAAUAAGGUGGUGGUAUUUACCGUGGUGAGGUUUGGCCUCUCAACAUUGAAUAAGCUGUCUUACAGUAUAUGGAUUUAUUUGCGUUCACUGUACAGUGAUUGAUUACUAUAGUUGCUAAUACAAUAGUUCCUUUCCACAAAGUAUGCAAUCUUGUUUCAGCAAUAUGUUGUAGUUAUUUAAGCUAUAUCUGAAGGUGGCUGUUAGACAUUCAAUACAAAUUGCAUCUUUUUUUUUUUGCCAACGAGGUUAUUUAUCAGACCAGUGAAUUGUCUAUACAGUGCUUUCAUUGUGUGUAUUUUUAGCUGACUGGGGAUUAAGUUGAGUCCUUUCAGUGUGCAAACUGAAAACUGACGGCAAGCACAACAGUAUUGGUCAGCGUUCAGUCUGCUUGGAGCCCUUGGCUUAGCUAACGGUUGUGUUCACCUUGGUCGCAGUCGUGAGAGACUCACUCAUUUGCAGCAGGUCUUGCACAACUGCUGUCUGUUCACCGCCCCCCCCCCCCCCAACCCCCCAGAGACAUUGCUUUCUCUGCCAUUAAUACAAAGGAAAUUAUUUGUUGCAAGACAAACGAAAGAAACCCACACCACACCUUGAUUUUUUUACCAAACUAGCUGUUCCAGUAUUGGAUGGAUAGGGUUGGAGAUGUUCAGUCAGAUCAUCAGAUGUGGUGGGAUCAUGUGGAAUGUCAGGUACAUUAUGCAACGUUGUCCCUGUUUUUAGGCCUUAACCCCCCCCCAGUCUGCACUUUACGGUCCCGUGGAGCUGCUAAUGUGAAAACUAAGUGUAAUUUGGUGUCCAGGAAGGUAGCUCAUGAGGCAAGGAUUGUUGGGUUGCUUUUCUUCUCGGAGGAUUGGUUGUGGCAUUUCUCUACACCAAACCGACUUGUUCUAGGAAGCCAUUUACAUCAGUGUUAGAUUCAUGGGUGAUGUUUAUCCCAAGGAUUUAAAAAAAAAAAAAAAAAAAAACUUGUUUUGAGCUUGAGGUGCAUUUUGGGAAUCCAUUUCACCCCACUUUCUCGUCUUGCCGCGUUUGUUUUGCACACAAUGUUUUUUAGGGAGACGAGGUACUUUUAAUGUAGGAUGGGGUUAAUUUUUGGUUAGUCUUCUCACACAGUUCAGCUUGCUUAACGUUAUUUAGCUUUCCAUGUGAGACUUUCUGCCACUGAACAUCUAGGUUCAUCUCUGUAGGCCUGAUGAGUAAAUGAGUGGUCUUGUUACCCUUUUUAGGAAAAGGUAAACUUUCUCGAUUGUUCUGGAAUAGCACAGGUCUUUGUUGUUUUGGACCCCCCCCCCUUCUAUGCCUUGUGAUGUUCCAUUGUUUUUCCUGGGUAUGUUGUGUAACUUUACUGACACCAAAACCUAAACUGGAGUGAGAAUUGAAGCAUGCGUUCCUUGUUGAUAAAACAAUUGCAGUUCAUAAACUUUUUGUGGGUUGUAUGUAGAAGCUGAUUUUUAUUUUCUUUUUUUCCCCAGCAUAGAGUUCAUGUAUUUAACUAAACCGAGUAAAACUGAAACACGGUCCACUGUCUUGCCACUGUUACAAGCGACACCGUCAUUAAGGUCGGCUCAAGUCUUUUGUACGUUCGCUUUUUUUUCGGUUCCAGUGCAACUUUUUUUGCACUAAAUGAUCAAGUGGCUACAGACUGUGCUACGACCUAAAGUUCCCAGGAUUAGGGUGGAUGGACCAUAGUCCUUAUGAGUCGACUUGAAAAUGGAAAUUAGUAUGAAUUCAUGACAUGAACUUUUGGUCUUACGUCCUUAUUAACUAACUGCGGUAAUCCGUGGUUAAUAUCUGGUAGUGCUGAAUUUCAGGGACGAUCCUGUUUCAUUUUUAGGUAACUGCAGAACAAUUAUGGGCAGCAAGUUAGUUCAUCCACUUUUUUUAAAUUUUUUUUUGUUCCAAGCUGAGUGCAGAGUCAGAUGAGUCACGGAUGGUGAAGUUGUCCCUAACCCUUGUGUAGCACUGAGCACAUACAAUGUAUGGCUGCUCUUCACGUGCUCGAUGUUUUGCUUCUAAAACGUCAAUCCUUUUAAUAAGCUAAAGCAGGACUUAAGGUCUGUUUUACAUGUUUCCCAGAAUAAUGUGACUAAGUUUACAGUGAGCUAGAAUCCGGUGGCCCGAUCAGUCACGGUGCAUGAGGUGAUUUAGACCGUGACUGGUGUCUCUCAUUUACUUUGGGUCAAAUGGAACACAGGUUGAAUGACUGUUUGAAGGUGUUGAUUCCCACAUCGUUUUGAUAAAAUUAAACAGUUGUUGAGAAUUGGAACCUAAAAGAUGUUGCUCAGUGGACGUUAUGCAACUUCGCCCAUCGCCAGAUGUUCCUGAGCCUCAGACUAAACUGCAAGUUUGCGACGUAACUCGAGUCCCGCCGUUUACUUUUUUUGAAUAUAAAGGAUCAUGGUUAUUUUUUAAGGGGCUUAAAUACUCCAGGCUUGUAGGUUUCUUGUGAAGCGCCCCCCCCAAUAAUUUUCAUGUUUGUUAGAAUUCAAUGUUGGAAUACGAGGGUAAAAUCUAUAGCUUUCAAGCCAGGAAUCUGAUUUAAAUCUUGGCCAAUUUUUAUAACUCGUCCCCAGCCCCUUAUAUUGCAACUGUAGAACAUUCUUCCUGUAAGCGUUAAUCAUGCAAUUCAUUUCAAGAUAGUAUGUCUGUACGGGGGCUGUGAACUAAUGAACUAAAGCUGCUACGUUUUGAAUGUAUGAUCAAAGUGACUAUCCCUUAAGACGGUUUCUGUGCUGUGCCCCGCUCACGACUGGCUGACCCGAGUCGCGUGUUCAAGUGUAUUUUGUCUGUGGGUUUUUAUUUUAUUUUCCCCCCUUUUUGAAACCUCUUCCCAUCACCAAAAGUUAAAUGGUUUUGCAUUUUCAGAUCAGAAUUGUGAAAUAAUUAAAAGCAAAUUGGUACAUCAAGUGUGGCAAAUUAAAAAAAAAAAAUAAAGUACUUUAAUCUGUCAA